Messenger RNA from Seriola aureovittata, 4330 nucleotides. RefSeq names its product wingless-type MMTV integration site family, member 3 (gene wnt3). The transcript is spliced from 4 exons. Gene Ontology annotation, molecular function: cytokine activity; frizzled binding. Gene Ontology annotation, biological process: canonical Wnt signaling pathway; cell fate commitment; multicellular organism development. Bases 356 to 1423 code for a protein of 355 amino acids. Gene Ontology annotation, cellular component: extracellular region. The record is from RefSeq and is a predicted model, not a curated record. NCBI's taxonomy places the organism in Eukaryota, Metazoa, Chordata, Actinopteri, Carangiformes, Carangidae.
GAGGCAUCCUGAGGGAGAAAAAAGUAGAGAGAGAGAGAAAAAGAUAUCUACCUUAGGGAAGAACCUCAGAGAGAGGGAGGGAAGGAGAGGACGGGUAGGAGCGUGUGUGCAUGUGUGUAAGAGACACUUAUUCUCUUAACUACUAGGAGACAGACACACUUUCCUAGCCCGACUCAAAGAAGGGGGGAAAACAGGAGGAAGAUUUUUUUUUUUCAAUAUCAUUUUAAUUUUCCCCUCAUUCAACAAUCAAGCUGCCCUAAAGCUUCUCUUCCUGGAAACUCUUCUUCAUUGCCUACUGGAAGUUCUAUGUAUUGAUCCAUUUACCCUCUCACACACACACUACAAGGCUUACCUCAUGGAUUUGUAUCUGAUUGGAUAUUUGAUGUGUGUGUGGUUGUCCAGCUCACGGGUGCUUGGAGGCUAUCCCAUCUGGUGGUCCCUGGCCCUCGGGCAGCAGUACUCGUCUCUGGGCUCCCAACCCAUCCUGUGCGGCUCUAUCCCCGGCCUGGUGCCCAAGCAGCUGCGUUUCUGUCGCAACUACAUCGAGAUCAUGCCCAGCGUCGCCGAAGGUGUGAAGCUGGGGAUCCAGGAAUGCCAACACCAGUUUAGGGGCCGGCGAUGGAACUGCACCACCAUCAAGGACAACCUUGCCAUCUUUGGCCCUGUGUUAGAUAAAGCAACCAGAGAGUCAGCGUUUGUCCACGCUAUCGCCUCAGCGGGCGUCGCAUUCGCAGUGACGCGCUCCUGUGCCGAGGGCACGUCCACUAUGUGCGGCUGCGACUCCCACCACAAGGGACCUCCAGGGGAGGGCUGGAAGUGGGGUGGCUGCAGCGAGGAUGCAGAGUUUGGGGUGCUGGUGUCCAGAGAGUUCGCCGACGCCAGGGAGAACCGUCCAGAUGCUCGCUCGGCGAUGAACCGGCACAACAACGAGGCAGGACGCACGACCAUCCUCGACCACAUGCACCUGCGCUGCAAAUGCCACGGCCUGUCAGGAAGCUGCGAGGUGAAGACGUGCUGGUGGGCGCAGCCGGACUUCCGCAUGCUGGGCGACUACCUGAAAGACAAGUACGACAGCGCCUCGGAGAUGGUGGUGGAGAAACACCGUGAGUCGCGCGGCUGGGUGGAGACGCUGCGGGUCAAGUACGCCUUCUUCAAGCACCCCACCGAGCGUGACCUGGUCUACUACGAGGGCUCGCCCAACUUCUGCGAGCCCAACCCGGAGACAGGCUCCUUUGGGACACGCGACCGAGUCUGCAACGUGUCGUCACACGGCAUCGAGGGCUGCGACCUGCUGUGCUGCGGCCGCGGCCACAACACCCGGACUGAGAAACGCAAAGAGAAGUGCCACUGCAUCUUCCACUGGUGCUGCUACGUCAGUUGUCAGGAGUGCGUGCGCGUCUACGACGUGCACACGUGCAAGUGAGAGAGAGAGGCCUGUUGCUUUCAGACAAACUGAGUGCUGGACUACAAGUGCUGCCCACCCCCGCCCCUCAACUCCCCAUCGUCCUGCACGACUUCCCUGCUUCUCCAGACACAGACUCUGUUCCCCACACACUCAUCAGCACCACACACUGAGGCCCUAACGGGUGAUGGCACAUCAGAAAUGGAUCCUUCUCCACCUUUCAUUGUCAAAACCCUGCACUAGAAUCCGUCUGCAUCCACUUCCAUAAGUUCCUGUGUUGACCUGACUGCUCUUAUUGGAAGAAGUCAGACUUGUGCCACUUUCCCCUGGUUCCUCUUCCUGCAGCAUUGGGCCACGACCCCCCCAGCCCCAUCCCCUUCCCCCUUGUCUCUAUUUAUUUCCCCCCUCCAUGCCAACAUAAUGCUUGUGGCAUGUACAGUAACACUUUUUACCUGUGAGAUUAAUGCAGUAAAAAAAACAAACUUUCAGACUCUCUUUGCUUUUGAAUAAAAAGCAUUUUCUAACUAACACCUCACUUCUCCAGCCAGUCUGGUUGGUUUACCUAUUGUUUUGUUUUUUUUUUGUUUUAUAAAAACUAAACCAACCUCUACACCGUCACUUAGUCAUAAGUGAUACUGAACACGUCGGCAGCCCCAGGAAACCAUCACUUUGUAACUACUGAACUGAACUGAGAACAGCAGGCAGGCGCUGGAGGUGCCGUAGUCCUGUCUUUUUUGUAAACUACUGAGCUGAUGAAAUCCUCAGUGUUGCUACUCCCUGCUGACUGACUCGACUGCACCAGUCAACCGGGAAACCUGGAAGAUAUAUGCUACAGCCUGAUUUUAUAGCCCUGCAUUUCUGAAAUAUCACCAAUGGGCUGGGACUGGAGGUAUGCAGGAGGGGGCAUGUGUGCGAGCCACAUGCUCAUUCCACUAACCACCCUACACAUGUAUAUGUAUGCACUAUUCAGUUCCACAUACAGCAAUGCCAGGUGGUAAAAAUUUAGAGCAUUGUUUAUGCGAGCAAAUUUUUCUUCAUUGCAACCUUGCGGUUCUUAUGAAUGACGACUUUGUUCCUACAUUCGGGCACGAUCAACCUGUAAAUUGCUCAUGAUUUCCACAAGUGUGAUGCAACAACACAGUUACCGUAUACAUUAUCCAGACUAAGGAGCGCUGUGGCGAAAACAACACAGAAAAACAAAUUGUAUGAGUGAGUAGAAGAAGAUCAUUUAUGGCUGUUUCAUUUAUAAAUUUAUGCAUCAAACUUGAGUCAAGCUUUAGCAUGCUUAAUAUUAAUUCUGGUCUUAUGAGUGAAGUGAUUAUCGGGAGAUCUUUUGUAUCUAACACUUCAUGCAUUCGUCAGGUCCAUCUUAGAGACUUUAAGCAAAACUUUCUUUUAUCACUGUAAUAAAAAAAAAAAGAAAAAGGGGGACAUGUGACGACAUGUGGAGACCAGAGUGCAGAGCAGAUUCUCAUUGGCUUUCACAUCCUUUCCUUCUAUCCUUCCUUUCUUCCCUCCUCCCUUCCUUCUCUCAAUAUUUUCCCCUCAGUUAGACAGCUUGAGGUUUUUAAGAAGCCUGAUUUAUGAACUUGCGUUCUUGUCAGUGCACAACAAAAACACUUCUGCCUUGCUGUUCUGGUUUUUGAGAUAUUGGAAGAACAAUAUAGUGAACUGAAAAUUGUGUUUUCAGAGGCAUGGAUGUCAGCCCAGUAGAGUUUGCGUGGGAGGAAAUGUUUUUUAAGAUCAAUGAGCAAAAUAGUUGUGAUUUUUGAGUGGACUGAAAAAAAACUUCCAGUUCAUGUAGAAAACAUGACUGACAUUAAGCUGAAGACGGUUGUGCAAGAUCUGUGUGUGUGUGUGUAUGAUGGCUGCCAGUGACAAACAGAAGUGGAUGGAAAAACGGAUGGAUGGAUGGAUGGAUGGAUGGAUGGCAGGCUGGCUCUUCACAAUGGUGGAACAAACUGUGAGAGGUUUCCACACAACAUGUUCUGACAGUCCCACCUGCUUCCUAUUAAUUAUAUUCAACAACAAAAAUACAAGUUACCCAGUAGUGUAUAGGCGGUCCUCUCUUUGUGACAUAGCUUAGCAUUUGCGUCAUCUUCUACACAGCCCUCCCUACCUGGGCCUACCUUUCUGUGUUCAGUCCCCUCCAACCCCCCCACCCCCCCCCCCCCCCGAACCCCCUACUUCCCCCGCUAUAUCCAAAGUUUUGUACAAAUGUUUUAAAGUGAAUAAUUCCCUUUUUAUUUUAUAAUCGUAAAUGUUAUGUUUUUAUAAAUAUUAUUUAUUAUACAAUGUAUAUAUCUGUAUGACUGAGCUAAGAUUAUAUAUUUGAAGAACAAAACGGUCUCGUGCUUUUUUUGCUUCUCAGCCAGAGGAACACACACAUAUUAAUAACCUCACUUCAUUGUAAUUAAUAGUAUGAUUAGAUAUCUGAUCAUUAUAUACAUUAAACUCUCCCCUAGUUCAUAGUAUCAUAUACUACACAUGGACUUUGAUUAAGAACUUUCAUUAAGAACUUAAGACUUUAAAGAACAAGUUUGGUUAUUGUCAACAAAUCCCAUGAAAAGACCUAAAUUACAAUGAUACAUCUUACUCUUUAGUUUAUUUUGACUCAGUCCUACAAGUUUCCUCCUGCUGCUGUAAAUAGUCACUAAUACACCAAAUGUGUAUUCAUCCGCUGCUGGAAAAUGUCCCCAAAUAAAUGCACUAUUUCCUCCUGUUUGAGUAUUUUUUGCUAAAAAACUACAGUGCCCAGGUAUUUUAGGAAAUUACUAUGAAUUAAAACUUUGUAUCUUUAUUGACAGACUUACGCUUUGUUAGUUUUGGUCUUUGGCUUUUUAUGGGAUUUGUGGCAGUGAGAAAAUUAUUUCUUAGCAUGAACAUGGAAUAUUAUUGAAGAACUUGCUAUUAACUUUAAAUAUACAG